AUGUGUCUACUUUUGUUUGUGAUGUUAUCUACAUACAACAAUCUUGUUCAGGGGGAUCCUGUUUGGGCCAUCACUUCAGAAACAAUCAACUCUCUUAUAGGCCUCUCUCUCAAUUUCUUCUUGAUUCUGCCUUUGAUCAACUCUGUUGGCAUUCAUCUGAUGGAGGCCCCAGUGCUUCAUCCGAUGUCUGAAGGAUUAUUCAACUUUGUAAUUGGAUGGACAUUCUUGUUUGCUCCUUUGCUGUUUACUGAUCGUAAGAGAGACAGAUAUACAGGAUCACUUGAUAUUCUAUGGGGGUUUCAAAUGUUCCUCACAAACACAUUCUUGAUUCCUUAUAUGGCUAUCCGUUUGAAUGAGGCUGAUCAGGACUCCACCCCAAGAAAGACCUCUCAAUUAGGCAUCAUCAUGACAAAAGGUGCACCUGUUGUUGGAUUAGUUGGCGGACUUGUGUGUCUGUUGUCAACCUUGUGGGCCCUUUAUGGCCGAGGAGACAAUAAUUUUGGCGAUUUACGAGAAAGAUGGGAGUUCUUGUUGAGUUAUUUAGGAUCUGAAAGACUUGCAUAUGCCUUCAUCUGGGAUAUUUGCCUAUAUAUAAUUUUCCAGCCAUGGUUAAUUGGAGAAAACCUACAGAAUAUUCAAAGGGACAAGAUUGGUAUAGUAAACUAUCUUCGAUUUGUCCCUGUAGUCGGUUUAGUUGCCUACUGUCUAUGUUUAAAUCUUGAUGAAGAGAUAUAA
Molecule: messenger RNA, 735 nt
Organism: Fraxinus pennsylvanica
Lineage: Eukaryota; Viridiplantae; Streptophyta; Magnoliopsida; Lamiales; Oleaceae
Source: the annotation of a GenBank genome assembly